UUUAUCUUUUUGUAGGUAGGUUUGGAAAUUACGUGGAUUUGCUCAUUUUACCAGCCUACCAGCAUGAGGGUCCAUCCUCGACGUACUGUCUUGUAUCUCUCCUCAAGUGAAGUCUACUUAUAGCAGACGACCGACUCUCCAGGAGCCAAGUAGUCUCAGUCAGGCUCAGCCCUUCCAAUUUCCAAACCAGAACUUUUCUUCUCUCCGCCAGUUAAUUGAUCUUCUCCUCACCCACUAAAACAUUUCCAGUUUCCCGCUUUUUUAGAUACCAUCAGAACACCUCGAUCCGCUUUCUAAGUUUUGCUCUCCAUUGAAGCCAUGCGCCUGAUCGUAUCAAGCUUCUUAUAACAGAUGUGAUGUGGCUCUUCUAGAGCCGAGAUUUUCUCCUAGGUCCAGUCCUUCUCUCCUAUUUCGAUCUGGCAAAUUAAGGUUUUUCCAAGUUAAAACGUACGUACGCCAUGGCUAUGGUCACAAUAACCUCAGCCUGCAAUACCAUCCUCCCCAACGAAAAUAACAGUAGCAAUCAACGAGGCGCAUCUUUCUCCUCUUAUCUUAGUACUUCCGAACAGACAUUCAUACUAGAAUUGUCUGAGUCUGCCCGGAAACCAUCUUCGACCUUCAUUGACCCCCAAGAACCUCUCCACCAGAUAAGCAUAGGAAGAAAGAAAACCGAAGACGGUGAAAUCGAUGUCUUUGGUGCAGAAAAAUACUUCAACGGUGGGAUGGAUGAGGAGGAGGAGGAGGAGAAGCCAAGAAUUGCUGAGAUAAGUUCGAGGCAGCACCACCAACCUAGGCAAGAGGAGGAGCCAGUCGAUCUACAGCGCAGGAGAUCAAAAGUUAAACUGGGAACUCCGAGUACUUGUUCAGAAGCAAGUUAUAACAGCCGGAGUGCGCUACUUUCGAGUCGUUUCAUAUACCCGUCCCCAAGUAAGCAAAGCAAGACACGUAGCAGAAGAUUUUUCCCGGGCUUCGCUUGCAAUUGCGUGUGUUCUGAUAAGAAAUCCGUGGAUAUUGACUACGAAAUUGGGGAGAUCAAGAACUCAAGAAAUUCCAAGGUCAGUCAGGACAUUCAUGGGGUUCAAAAAAAACAAGCCGUCAAAAUCGAUCGUGUUGCAUUUGAUUUGGUCGGAAAUAAGCAAAUCCAGUUCAAAGAGGAAAUGGGUUGCCAGAAACCUGAUAAAGUGAGCGUUGGAUUAGGCAGAGAAGAGUGCUUUUCAUUCCCCGUGUUUAAUGCUGGGGUGGAAAAUCUGGCCAUUAGAAGGCAGUUUGAAGAGAUGAGGCGGGAGGAAGCAAAUCCCCGAAAGUCACUGGAGGUGUUCGGAUCCCCUAUCCUGCAGAAUGGAGGUGUCAACUUGAAUCUAGAAAGGAAGUUAAGUAUGUUGACUUGGGACGCCAUUCCUAGAGCCCAGAACACGACAGCAACUUCCGGCAGCGGCCGAGCGUGCGACGAUAUGGAGAGCGAUGCUAGUUCAGACUUGUUUGAGAUCGAGAAUCUGUCGAGCAAUGACAACCCGUUCCUGAUGAGGCAGACGUCCGACGCCAUGUGGCCCCUAUCAAGCUGUGCUACACCCACAUCAUGCUAUGAGCCAAGCGAGGCAAGCAUCGAGUGGAGCGUCGUCACCGCCAGCGCUGCCAAUUUUUCAGUAGCGUCGGAGGCGCCAUCAACUAUUACUUCGGAUUCUGAUGGGAUGAUUCUCAAAUCAACCACCACCACCAGAAAUGAAACCAAGACCAUGGCCACACCCAAGAACUUAGCGUCCAAAGAGGUCCAAAGACGGGGGCCUGGAAUUCUACUGGGAUGCAGGAGUCAGAAAGCACUGAAUGUAGCAGGGAAUGCACAUAGAGUGCCAGCGGACAAAGCAACGUUUGAGAUACGAAGAUGUCACAGGUCAGAGUCCUUCGCACCACCAAUGUCGAGGUUUCAGGCCGAAACCAAGGUGACGGACUAUGAGUCUGCACAUGCUCAACGGGCUUUCGGUACAUUCAUUCGCUCAGGCUACGGACGUGACUCAGAUUCUCUAUAUAUGUAAUAGAUACAUUCUCAUGACUAAGGCUCAUAUAUGUUUUAAUUGUCAUAAAUAUUAAUGGUCGUUAGUCCCUGUAUUUGGAUAUGUAGGGAGAUAUGAGUGUUGUAGGCGAUCCUAUCCUAUCCUAGCGUCGGCAGGAAAAGAUCUGGGUCGUAAUUGAUCAAAUCUAUUCUUACUUACAAGCUAUAGUUCAAUCUGCAAUAUUUCUUCAUUUCUGUUAA
This is a messenger RNA of Nelumbo nucifera (sacred lotus), 2248 nucleotides long. RefSeq names its product protein PHYTOCHROME KINASE SUBSTRATE 1-like. The record is from RefSeq and is a predicted model, not a curated record. Gene Ontology annotation, biological process: phototropism. Lineage: Eukaryota; Viridiplantae; Streptophyta; Magnoliopsida; Proteales; Nelumbonaceae.